Molecule: messenger RNA, 1219 nt
Organism: Botrytis sinoallii
Lineage: Eukaryota; Fungi; Ascomycota; Leotiomycetes; Helotiales; Sclerotiniaceae
Exons: 2
Coding region: 83-1219 (378 amino acids)
Cellular component (GO): Mis6-Sim4 complex; kinetochore
Source: RefSeq, a predicted model, not a curated record
AGGCUAUAAAUUUAGGGUAAUCAAAUGCCUAAAACAAACAAUGCUAUCCCCCACGAAACACGUGAAAUGGCGAUGAAAUGGCAUGCGACGCGACAAACAUGAAAAUCAAUAUCAAUAUCAAUAUCAAUAUCAAUAUCAACAUCACCAUCAACAUCGCCAUCACCAUCCAAACAUCAACAAACAUCCCGAGCACAGAGUGGGAAAGAAACAUAUUUCCGAUAACUUAUCCUACACAUUGAUACCUCCACCACCAAUCAUGAGAAGUUCACGCUCUUCCCCACAAUCCGUGGGCUUCAAUUCGAAUUCAAACAUGGACAUAACGGAAGAAAUUAUUAGUCCUCAAGACGCGGCUAGCAUAGAAUUAGAUAAUGAAAUAGCUUCACUACAGGAACAAAUUGCAUCAUUAAAAGAUCAACGUCGCCUUCAAACGGCUACUAUCCUCUCUUCUCAAGCUUCGAAAUCCAUUUUGUCGAAUUUACGAAAGUCUUCCUCCAAAACGAAAUCCCCCCAGUUUACUACUCCCACAGACUCCGAUCCACUACUUGCGACUUCGGCAGCUCAAACAACCCAUAAUCUCGAGAAUCUAUAUCGCGCAUGCGCAUCAAUUACAUCCUUCCAAAUUCAAGAUCCGGACCCGAACGCUGUAGACAAUGGGCAUGUAUUGGGAAUUCGAAUUGAAGCCAGCAGUUCUGGAAAAUUUGUUCGGCCUUAUUAUGUCAUGUUAAAUAAGCCAUAUUCUGGAUCAGCAGCACUGAGAAUACAUCGGCACACAGUGCCUCCAUGUAUCCCUUUGGCUAGCCUGGCCGCGAAAUAUUUGCCUGCUCCUAAAGUCGCUGAGGGUAUCAUCAAAGAGAAACGACAAGAUUUGACUGCGUUUGUACGGAAAUUACGACGAGAGGUUACAGGUUAUCAUUUGCGUGUGGCAUCCAUCAAGCAUCUACGAAAAGGGUUCUCUUUGGAUGAGAAAUUAAGCAGCAAAGGAAAAGAAAAGGAGCGAGAGAUCGCAGAUAUCAGUGCUGCUGAUGCAGAAGCAAAGCAAGUGAGGAUUGAGUGGAUAGAUGGCAAGGUCGGUAGAUGCGUUGUAGGAAUGAAUGGGGAAGUCGUCAAAUGUGUCAUCAUCGGAGAGGAUGGGCGUGAUCGUGAGACGGAAAGAAGGGUGUUGGGCGGCGAUAAAAGAAUGGAGGGAAUCGCUGACAGAUUGAUGGAAGGUAUAUAUUAA